AUGCCACUUUUGAAGUAUAAAGCCAAGUUUACUUCCAAAACAUUAUUAGAAGAAACUGCCAUUAAAGUUGUUCCAAAGAACUUGUUUUCUGUAGAAAAUCAGAAAAUAGAAGAAAAAAAUGGUAAAGUAGAUGAUCCUCCUUCUUAUGUAGAUACGUGUUUGGAAGAUAAUUCCAUCAUCAACAUGAAUACUAAUAAAGAAUGCAAUAAAAUGCAUUUUCGGUCAGAAUAUGUUGAUAUGACUCUUAUGGCAAAUCCUUUUUUAAAGGAGAGAUUUAUCAUUAAAACUAGCGAAAGUACUUUAAAUGAAAAUGUUGUUGAUAUAUUGCAAAAUCUUAUUUCUUCUCAAAAAUUUAUAAUAGAAAAUGAAGGAAUGAAGGAAAUGCCAUUGACUACGUGUAAAGCAGGUAAUUCGAAGAUUUGUACAGAAGAUAAUAAAGCUAAUAAUGCAACGUGUAAUGUAAAUUCUGAUUUUUGCACAAAUUCUAUGAAGAGUGAACUAUGUUCAUUUGGUAAUAAUGAAACUAUUUGUAAAACUUUGAGUUUUCUUUUUGCUAGUCAGUUUUCAUUCCCUAAUACUUGUAAAAAAAAUGAAGUUUGUAACAAUAAUGAGAGUGUAGUUAUGCCAUAUAUAAAUGUUCAUAAGAAAACUCAAGACAGUAUAAUUAAAAUAUCUACAAAUGAGGAACAACAUUCAGUUUUUAAUGUUGAUAAAGUCAGAACUGAUGAAUCUAAAAAUCAACUAUUUAAUGAAACAUCAAGUUUGGCUACAGAUGAUAAACUAUUUGAAAAUAUGAAUAUAUCUUAUUGUAAUAAUGAUUCAAAUUAUGAUAUUCAAAAGUUUUCAUUUAUAAGUCAAAAUAACAGUUAUACAAAACUUGAAAUAAAGGAGAUAAAUCAAUCAAAUGAAGAUAUUUCUGUGCCAAAACUUAAUUUUUCUGACAUGGAAAUGAUAAAAGAAGACUAUUCAGCAAAUCUCCCUCAAGAAAAUAUUGAUUGUCAUAAUGUUAAUUUUGAACUAAUAACUGGAAGAAACUUGAACAUUUUGCCUCAAAAAUCUGCCUCAUUUUAUUCAGCUAAUGGUAAACCCAUUAUUAUAAAUAAAAACUCUUUACAGCAAGCAAAAGAAAUGUGGGAUAAAGUAACAAAUGAUUCUUGGAACUGUAAUUUAAAUCAACAUAAUCCCAAUAUUAAUCAUAAUGAAAAUAAUUAUGCAAAAUUAUUAGCUAAUACAUUCCAAAAUACAAAUGAAAAUGUUUCAAAGUUAAACUCAAUAAAUGCUCAAAAGUUUUGUAGGGAUCCUGUAAAUAAUAAUACUAACUUAAUUGAAUUAAAUACAGCAGAAAAUUAUAGUCAGUCAAAACAUAUUAAUUCUAAAACAGAUCAAAAAGAAUUAAUAGAACUUCCAUCAACAGAUAAUCCAGAGUGUAAAUUAAAUAUAGAUUCUGAUAAGAAUUUAAGUACAGAAAGUACAUACAGUAAAAAUUUUGAUAUUGAAAAAGAAAUAGAAAGUCAAGUGUAUCAUUCUCCUGAUUUUCCUUUAACUCAAGUAAUGGAAGUAGCUGAAAUCACAUAUGCUUGUUUACAAGAAAUGGAAAAAGGAUUUAGUCAUACCUUUAGUCAGUUUUCUCCAAAUCCUACAAAAAUAAACAAUGAUUUUCAAAAUGUUAAUGAAGUUAAUUUAUUUCAAUGUGGAGAAAAUAUCUUAGAAGAUAAUUCAAUGAAACAUAUGGAUAACAAAGUAAAAUAUUUUAAUAUUGAUAGAUCAAUAAUACAAAAAAGUAAUUUGGAUACAAUAGAGGAUAAAAUUAAUACGGAUCCAUUGAUAAUUUCAAGAAGAAAUAAUUUAAAAAAUUUAGGUAAUCAUGCAUCAGAAAAGCAGAUUAAAUGCAGAACUGAAUUAUUUAAAACUAACAAUAAUUUAAAUUGCUUAUUUAGCAACAUAGAAGAUGUUAAAAAAGAAACUAGUUCAAAUUACCAAUUUAGUUUUGAGGUUAAAGAUGCAAAAAAUUUUAAAGGAUUUACAACUGCUUCAGGAAAAGAUAUACAUUUGUCUGAAAAAGCUUUGAACAAAUCUAAAGAAAUAUAUGCUGAAUUAAAUAAAUGCGAAUUAUCAAUUUUUGAUCAAAAAGAAGAGAUAAAUAAUAAUUCUGUUGAUUUGUCAUUGAUCGAUCUCGAUUUUUAUUCAGAUGUGGAACAAGUGAAUUUUCUGAACUUAAAUAAGAAAGAGUCAAUAAAAGAAUUAGCUGUAGAAUCUUUUAAUGAAAACAUAAAUUUUAAUAAAACUGAUAAUACAUCAAAAUCAACUAUGACUACUGUAAUAAAUUCUUUGAAUGAGAACAGUAAAUAUGAAAACAAAGACUAUGUAAUACCUAAUGAUAAAAGUUUAGAAAAUCAUUUAAAAGAAAAAAUAAAAAAAAUUCCACAUCAAACUACAGUUUUAAAUGAUGAUAAACUAUCAUUUUUUACAGCAGCUGGUAAAGAAUGUAUUGUAUCUGAAGAUGCUUUACAAACUGCAAAAAAAUUAUUUAAUGAAAGCAGCAGUAAAAUUUUUACGAAAGGAUCAGAUAUUGAAGGAAUUAUUAAUGAAAAUAAUGACAAAAAUUUAGAUACAGAUGAAGCUGAUUAUCUUCCUACUUUUGAUAUGAGUUAUUUUACUGCUUGCAGUCAUCAGGAUAAUAUUGAUGAUGAUUCACAGGAUGAUAAAAAGUUAUUUAUUAGUAUUGACAACAAUGAAAAACAUAAGGCUGUUUUGGAAACUAAUAAACAUAACAAUGUUUUUAAAUCGGAAAAGUUUUUAUCAACUAAGUUUUCAUCAACAGAUCAUGAGCUUUAUGUUAAUGAAAUAAAUGAAGAAGCUAAUCCAAAGAUGUCUCAUUUAAAACAAUAUGAGGAAUGUUUUGACAAUCAAAGAAUUCAAACCAACAAUGAAAAUAUUCUAUUGGAAGAUCAAAAAGAUAAAGCUAAAGAUGUAUGUAGUAAAGAAUAUAUCAAAUUAAAUACUAGUGAUUUAGAAAUAAAAACUGAUAAUCUAACUAAAGGUGGAGAUGAGUUAAUUUUGAAUGAAAAUAUAGUAGAAGCUAAAUCAAAUUUAAAAGAUGAAAAUCCUGUAGAACUUAGUGAUGUUCAAGAGACAUUUAUGUAUAAAAAUUAUAAUGACCAAAUAUCUGAAACAUUACAUGCCGAUAUUUCAGAUGAUUCAACAAAAAAUAUUCCUACAGAUUUUCACACUGAAUAUGAAAAAGAAAAUGUAAAAUAUGAACCAGAUGAUAAAGAGAUAGAAAUAUAUAAAAAUAAAUCUGUAUUCAAAAUACAUAAUUCAAAAUUUCCUAGCUUUUCCACUGCUUCUGGAAAAAAGAUUUGUAUAUCAUCUGAAUCAUUGUCAAAAGCAAAAACAAUUUUGAAUGAUAUCUCAAAUGAUAAUUUAAACGAAAUACAAAAAAUUAAAGAUCUUAUAAUGACUAAUUCAGAAAGCAUUGAGCAAUUACAUUUUAAUCGAGUUUCUGAUGAAAAUACGCAUAAUGCUACAUACAAAACAAAUGCAACAAAUAAAUUAGAAUUUAAUUUAGAAAAUAAUGCUGAAUUGAAUGAUAAAAAUUGCAAAUAUUAUUUUGAAAAUGAAAAUAAUGUGAUAUUACCAGAAAAAAGUGAUUGUGCAAAUUCUCAUAACCCACUAAAAUCAAUAUAUGUUGAGAAAAAUUUUGUUCAUGACAAAUCUCAGGAAUUUAAAGAAUGUAAAAAACAAUAUUCUUUUAAAGAGGAAGAAAUUAAUAAUUCUGAAAUUACUGUUCAAAAUAUUAAAAUUGCUAAUGAGAAUCUUAUUCAAACUGAAUCACAUUUACAAAUUCAACAACAGUUUCCCUCAGAUAUAAGCAAAUUUCCUGUAUUUAAUACUGCUAGUGGAAAAAAAGUUACAAUUUCUGAAAAUGCAUUAAAGAAAGCAAAAACAAUUUUAAACAAUGAUCCUGCAGAAUGUAAUUUGUCUGUAAAUGAAAAGUUCCAAUUAAUGAAGGAAAAUGAAACAUGUGAAUUGUUGAAAUUUCCAGGAUUUUCCACAGCAGCAGGAAAAAGUGUGGUAAUUUCGGAAAAUUCAAUACAAGCUGCCAAAAUUCUGCUUAAAGAUAGUGAAAUUAAAUUGAAUAAGUUAGAUGAACAAAGCAAUACUAAAUUUGGGUUUAUUCCAUCAAAAAAUCAAGACUUUCAUAAUAAUCAGAUUGGAUUUAAUAGUGCAGCUGGAAAAAAGAUUUUAAUAUCAGAAGCAGCUUUAAACAAAGCAAAAUUAUUAUUCCAACAUUCAUAUACAGAAAGUAAUAAUUUAGAAAGCAACUUUGAAAAAGAUAAACAUUUUAGCAAUUUCCAUGAUAAAAACAAAUUGAACAGUGAUUAUUGUGAUGUCUAUGACACUGAACAGGUCAUAAAAAAUCAUUCUGUUUUAAUGAAAGAAGACAAAAAAACAACUAAUGAUAAUUUGAAUGAUAUAACUAAGUCAAAUAAUGUUCAUCACAGCGAAGUUUCACUUACUGAAACUAUUAAACGACCAAAAACUGAAAAUAAUAAUAAAGAUAGAAAAGAUAAUCCAGUAAAAAGGACUUUAGAUGAAUUAAAUUUAUUAUAUUUACCUCAAAAUCAAAAAAGAAAUAAAAUUGGAAAAGCAGAUUUUGGAAGCAAUGACAUAAAAGAUACAGAUAACAUAAAUGAUAAGGUAAAUUUUAAUUUACCUCAGACAGUUUUUCCUGUAACUGAUAAAAGCAGUAUAGAAAAAAAAAGAUAUUUUGCUAUGAAAAAUCAAGAAGAGAGGAUUAAAAAUAAGUACAAUAAAAAAAUAAAUAUUCUUCCUGGUAAGCUGUGGAUAACGAAAACUAGUGGCAUAUCACGACAGAGCUUGAGGAAAUUUGUUAACAAUUUACUCCCCUUCACUUCAAGUACAAAAAAGAUUUAUGAAGAUGAUGUUUCAGAAGCUCUGUAUUCAUCAACAGCUUUAAAUGCAAUAGAUUUUACUUUUAAGGCUGAGGACUAUUUUGAUUUAGAUACGUGCAAUCAAUGUAUUGAUAUUAAAAUUGCCGAUGGUAUGACUAUUGUUUUAAAUAAAAGUAAUGAAAUAGGAAUUGAAGAAAUUUGCAAAGCAUUUUUAGACGGUCCUGGAGUGGAUCCUAAUCUUGUGAAUAAUGAUUGGAUACAUAAUCAUUAUACAUGGAUUGUAUGGAAAUUAUCAGCAAUGGAGAAGGCAUUUCCGUGCAUAUUUUUAAAAAAAUGUUUAACUCCUGAAAAUGUGUUAUUACAACUCAAAUAUCGUUAUGACAAAGAAAUAGAUCAAAAUCAAAGAAAAAUAAACAUAUUAAUGAUUUAUGAAGAUGAUGUUUCAGAAGCUCUGUAUUCAUCAACAGCUUUAAAUGCAAUAGAUUUUACUUUUAAGGCUGAGGACUAUUUUGAUUUAGAUACGUGCAAUCAAUGUAUUGAUAUUAAAAUUGCCGAUGGUAUGACUAUUGUUUUAAAUAAAAGUAAUGAAAUAGGAAUUGAAGAAAUUUGCAAAGCAUUUUUAGACGGUCCUGGAGUGGAUCCUAAUCUUGUGAAUAAUGAUUGGAUACAUAAUCAUUAUACAUGGAUUGUAUGGAAAUUAUCAGCAAUGGAGAAGGCAUUUCCGUGCAUAUUUUUAAAAAAAUGUUUAACUCCUGAAAAUGUGUUAUUACAACUCAAAUAUCGUUAUGACAAAGAAAUAGAUCAAAAUCAAAGAUCAGCACUGAAAAAAAUUAUGGAAAGAGAUGAUACACCUGUAAAGACCAUGAUCCUUUGUAUAGCAGAAAUAAAAAGAAUUAGUUCAUUUACAGGAAAUAGUGACUUGGAAGAUACUACAAAUGAGGAAAAUGAGGUAUCUAAAUUUAAAUGUUUAUUGUAUCAAUGA
Centruroides sculpturatus (bark scorpion) is the source of this 5898-nucleotide messenger RNA. Its product is annotated as breast cancer type 2 susceptibility protein homolog. The record is from RefSeq and is a predicted model, not a curated record. The transcript is spliced from 10 exons. Gene Ontology annotation, biological process: regulation of DNA-templated transcription; double-strand break repair via homologous recombination. Bases 1 to 5898 code for a protein of 1965 amino acids. Gene Ontology annotation, cellular component: nucleus. NCBI's taxonomy places the organism in Eukaryota, Metazoa, Arthropoda, Arachnida, Scorpiones, Buthidae.